UAUUCUAAACUUUCUACCUACUCUCAGAGUAUCUCUCAGCACACUCCCCGCUGCCAAGCAAGCCUCUCGGCUCUCACCACCACUCUGACUGAUCAGAUGGACAGCAGCUCUGGAGAAGAAUCAGAUUUUAGUGAUUCUGAGAUCAAUGAGUACAUGGAAAAGCCAUACGAGGAGCUAAGGUCUGGGAAGUACAAAGUAAAGGCCUUAAAUGGUAGCUUAAGAUGCCCUUUUUGUGCUGGGAAGAAGAAACAAGACUACAAGUUCAAGGACCUGCUUCAACAUGCUUCUGGUGUGAGCAAAGGAUCUGCCAACAGAAGUGCAAAACAGAAGGCAAACCACCUGGCCUUGGCAAAGUAUUUGGAAGUUGACCUAGCUGGUGAAGCUGAUGAGACUUCACUUCCAACUGUACAACAAGUUUUGAACCAGACUCCAGAGCAAACUGAAGUUUAUGUCUGCCCUUGGAUGGGAAUCAUCAUGAACAUAGUUGCAGACUUGAAGACUAUAGAUGCCUAUCAUGAUAAAGGCUACUGGCUGAGGAGGUUUGUUAAAUACAAACCUUUAGAUGUUCAAUGUUUCUGGAAUGAGGUUGACCUGACUGGACAAGCCAUACUAAUGUUCAAUAGUGAUUGGACUGGCUAUGUGAAUGCAACUGAAUUUGAGAAGGCUUUUGAAUCUGAGCGGCACAGUAAGAAGCAUUGGAAUGGCCAACAAGGACAGCUUGGUUCUAAUAUCUAUGGUUGGUGUGCACGUGCUGAUGACUACAAUUCUGAUGGGCCAAUAGGUGAUUAUCUUCGUAAGGUAGGGAAAUUACGAACCAUUUCUGACAUUGUCCAAGAAACCGCUCAAGAUAGGAAUAGUGUUGUGGUCAAGUUGACAACAAGAAUUGAUUUGACAAAUGAAAAUCUAGACGAAUUACAGUACAAAUACAACGAGACAACUAUGUCCUUAAGCAGAAUGCUUGAAGAGAAAGACAGGCUGCACCUUGCCUUUAUUGAAGAGACAAGGAAGAUGCAGCGGCUUGCUCGCGACAAUGUUCGAAGGAUCUUGGAAGAACAGGAAAAGCUGAAUUCUGAACUGGAAACAAAGAAAAGGAAAAUUGACAAUUGGACCAGAGAACUGAACAAGCGUGAGACACUAACCGAGCGUGAAAAGCAAAAGCUCGAUGAAGAGAAGAAAAAGAAUAAUGAAAGAAACGAUUCACUUCAGCUUGCUUCCAUGGAGCAGAAAAAGGCUGAUGAAAAUGUAUUAAGGCUGGUUGAAGAGCAGAAGAGGGAGAAAGAAGAGGCCCUGAAAAAGAUACUUCAGUUGGAAAAACAGCUAGAUGUGAAGCAGAAGUUGGAAAUGGAAAUUGAAGACUUGAGAGGCAAGCUGCAAGUGAUGAAGCAUCUUGGACAAGAUGAUGCAGCUGUACAAGAGAAGAUGAAAGAGAUGGAGAAUGAGUUGCGAGAUAAGGAAGAUGAUAUGAAAGAUUUGGAAUCGACGAACCAAGUUCUUAUAACGAAAGAGCGUCAAAGUAAUGAUGAGCUACAGGAUGCAAGGAAAGUGCUAAUUCAGAGUAUGCACGAGCUGUUGAGUGCUCGUACAAACAUAGGAUUGAAGAGAAUGGGCGAGCUUGACCUGAAGCCGUUCCAUGAUGCCUGCAAGUCUCGAUUCCCUCCGGAUGAAGCAGAAAUUCAGGCCACUACUCUAUGCUCGUCGUGGCAAGAGAAUCUAAAGAAUUCAGAGUGGCAUCCAUUCAAAAUUAUAACAGAGGGAGGGAAUCAUAAGGAAAUCCUAAACGAAGAAGACGAGAAACUAAAAGAUCUAAAGCAGGAUUGGAGUGAAGAGGUUUACAUGGCAGUGGUGACAGCUUUGAAAGAACUAAAUGAGUAUAAUCCUAGUGGGAGAUAUAUAGUCUCCGAGCUCUGGAACUUCAAGGAAAACAGGAAAGCCACCCUUAAGGAAGUCAUUGCCUAUAUUGUUAAGAAUAUCAAAACAGCAGCUGCUAAGCGCAAGCGAACUUGAGGCAAAGGACAGAAAGAAAGGUGAUGAGUUUGGGAAUCUAACCAAAUCUACUGGGACAAUAUGCAUAUGGAGCUGCUCGGUAGCACUUGGUUUGUAAAUAGUUUCAGCUGCUUGAUUAAUCCUUUAAUUUCAGAGGUUGUCGUUUUUUAGUUGGACGUAUAAACAGUCUAGAUCUGUGGCACUGGUUUACUACCUUAAACGUGUUUGGAUUGCUAUAAAAGAGCCAGCUAAUUCUGGUCUUAUUUCAUU
Messenger RNA from Hibiscus syriacus, 2253 nucleotides. Its product is annotated as factor of DNA methylation 1-like. Gene Ontology annotation, biological process: gene silencing by siRNA-directed DNA methylation. The coding region runs from base 97 to 2004 and encodes 635 amino acids. The transcript is spliced from 8 exons. The record is from RefSeq and is a predicted model, not a curated record. NCBI's taxonomy places the organism in Eukaryota, Viridiplantae, Streptophyta, Magnoliopsida, Malvales, Malvaceae.